AUGGAUCCCGCACAAGUACCUAACCUUUACAAGCAGCAACGGGGGCCUCCGAAGAUUAAAAAUAAAAAUCCCGCCCCGAUCCAAAUCACAGCUGAACAAAUCCUUCGAGAAGCUAAGGAGCGUCAAGAAGCAGCUAAGAAAGCACCUCGUCAAAAGAUCUCUGAUUUAGAAGAAUUAUCAGAGUAUCGUUUGCGUAAAAGAAAAGAGUUUGAAGAUACCAUUCGAAGAAACCGCUUAAACAUUGGAAGUUGGUUAAAAUAUGCUGCUUGGGAAGAAAGUCAAAAAGAGUUGAAUCGAGCGCGUUCAGUGUACGAAAGAGCACUUGAUGUGGAUUCUCGAAAUGUAACUCUUUUUAUUAAAUAUACUGAAAUGGAAAUGAAAAGUCGUAAUAUAAAUCAUUCGAGAAACUUAUUUGAUCGAGCUGUAACUUUAUUACCACGGGUAGAUCAAUUUUGGUAUAAAUACACUUAUAUGGAAGAAAUGUUGGGUAAUGUGGCAAGUGCUCGUCAAAUCUUUGAACGCUGGAUGCAAUGGGAGCCUGAUGAAUCGGCAUGGAAUUCGUACAUAAAAAUGGAAAGGAGAUAUAAUGAGAUUGAUAGAGCCAGAGCAAUUUAUGAAAGAUUUGUUAAUGUACAUCCAGAACCAAAAAAUUGGCUUAAAUGGAUAAAGUUUGAAGAAGAGCAAAAUAAUUUAGAAAAAUGUAGAGAGAUAUUUAGUCAUGCAAUUGAAACCUUGGGUGACGAUCAUAUGGAUCAAAAAAUUUUUAUUGCUUUUGCGAAAUUUGAGACUAGAUUAAAGGAGCUGCCUCGAUCAAAAUCUGAAUCGCUUUAUAAUGCAUAUACGCAAUUUGAAAAGCAAUAUGGUGAUAAAGAUGGAAUUGAAGACGUUGUCGUUGGGAAACGAAGGGCACAAUAUGAAGAGGAAUUAAAGACGAAUCCAAAGAACUAUGAUAUAUGGUUUGAUUAUGCACGAUUAGAGGAGAAUGCAGCUGAUUCACAGAAAGUUCGAGAAAUUUAUGAACGAGCAAUUGCACAAAUGCCACCAACACAAGAAAAGAGAUUUUGGCGACGAUAUAUCUAUUUAUGGAUUUACUACGCCCUUUAUGAAGAACUCGAAGCAAUGGUAGGCUUGGAUUAUGAACGGACGAGACAAAUAUAUCAAGAAUGCAUUAAAUUAAUCCCUCAUAAAAAGUUCACAUUCGCAAAGAUAUGGCUACUUUAUGCUCAAUUUGAAGUACGACAGCUGGAUUUACAAGCUGCUAGGAAGGCGCUAGGAAAUGCCAUAGGUAUUUGCCCAAAAGACAAGCUCUUUAAAGGAUACAUUGAAUUAGAAUUACAGCUUCGGGAAUUUGACCGAUGUAGAAUUUUAUACACAAAAUAUUUGGAGCAUAAUCCAGCAAAUUGUUAUGCAUGGAUAAAAUUUGCAGAAUUAGAAAGAAUGUUAGGUGAUUACGAUCGCUGUCGUGCAAUUUUCGAGCUUGGUGUCGAACAACCUAUAUUGGAUAUGCCGGAAUUAUUAUGGAAGGCAUAUAUUGAUUUCGAAUUUUCUGAAGAAGAAUUCAAUAAAACAAGACUAUUAUAUCAACGAUUGUUGGAAAAGACUGGUCACGUUAAAGUUUGGAUUAGUUUUGCACAGUUCGAAUUAAAUGCCGAUGAAGGUGAUCGUGAAGCAGCCGUUGAAAGAGCUCGUAAAGUGUUCGAGCAAGCCUACGAAAGUAUGAAAGAAAAAGAAUUAAAGGAGGAGCGUGUUCUGCUUCUUGAGUCCUGGAAAGAAUUUGAAAGCAAUAAUGGCACAGAAGAGAUGUUAUCUGCCGUUGAAGCGAAAAUGCCGAAAGUGGUUAAGAAACGACGUAAAGUGGAAGAAACAGAAGGACAAGGAGUCGUAUGGGAAGAAUACUUUGAUUAUAUUUUUCCCGACGAUCAGGCUCAACAACCGAAUUUCAGGCUAUUGGCUAUUGCACACGCUUGGCGCUCACAG
Molecule: messenger RNA, 1977 nt
Organism: Dentiscutata erythropus
Lineage: Eukaryota; Fungi; Glomeromycota; Glomeromycetes; Diversisporales; Gigasporaceae
Source: the annotation of a GenBank genome assembly